AUUUUAUAUAGAAACACAAGACUCAUUACAUAAAAGAGGAACAAUAAUACAGGAUUACAGUCAAGGUGGACUUAAAGCCACAGACUUUGAAAGUUUGGAUGGUAUGAUUAAAAUUAAUUUGCUUCUCCAUAAUGGGAGCAAUAUUUUGUUACAAUUCUAAUUUCAUUUUAUUGUAUUUUAUUAUUUUCUUCCUUUUUUAUUUCUUUCUGUUCUAUUAGUGUGAAUGUGUAUCUCAUCUUUUGAAUUUUUAAUUAGUAAAUAAAAACCUGGAAAAAAACAGAAAAAACCCCAUCUGUACAGUUUUUUUCCCCCAUCUGUACACUUCCUAAUUCUCGUGUCUCCUUAACAGACGUCAGAGGAUGUAACCAAUAGGAGAGCGGCUAACUUCAAAAGGACACGCCCACGAAAGCAAUACUCAGCCAAUGAAAUACGACAGACAGAUUUUAAAUCCUCCAUGCUCCUACAUGCUCUGAUGUUUGUACAGGAGAUCUAAAAAACGCUGAAAAGCCCGGGACAAUAAACGGAAAUAAUUUAGAAUUUAUUCCAGCAGCCAGAAUGGCAAAAGGGAAGAAAAAUGUACUGAGAACCAACAAAAAGAAAGAAGACUCAAAGGAGAAAAUAGUCACUUCGCAAACUGAGACAAAGGAAAACAAACCAGCAUCUAACAAGAGGUUCUUCCUUUUGUUUCUAAUCAGCCCAAACGACUCUCUUCAGCAGACCUGCAAAGAUAAAAUACAGACAUAUUUCCAGAAUCUGCGCAGUCCAAGCAAACCUAGAUCCCCUCUGAGUGACAGUUCAAGUAAACUGAUCCAGGAGGACAAUGAUUCUGAAACGACUGACCCUGAAAUGGCAAGACUGAAGGAAGCUGAAAGCAAAAUCAAGGAUGAUGGCUGUGAGUCCAUUGAGAAAAAGCCUGAUGAGCCUGGUCAGAGUUGUGGAGCAAAAGAACAAACUAAUGAUGAUCUUGAAAAAAAGGAGUCUCCUAAACAAGCAGUUGGGAAGUCUCCAACAGACGGCAAGGUUUCAGAAUCUGGGCAUCAAAUCAAAGCCAGCCGCAAGCAUCGAGCAAAAAAGGUGGAAAAAAAAGUUUCUCAAAACAAAAAGGUCACAGACUACUUCCCCAUCAGACGGAGUAACAGGAAAACUAAAGGCGAAAUAAAGAGUGAGGAACACAGACAGAUCGAUGAUCUGAUAAAUAAAAACACAGAAGAAGGAAUGGAGGUCAGACAAAUAGAAGGAAAAGGAAGAGGAGUAUUUGCUGUGAGAGCGUUCAAAAAGGGAGACUUUGUUGUGGAGUAUCAUGGCGACCUGCUGGACUUAGCCGAGGCUAAAACAAGAGAAGAUCAGUACGCUCAAGAUCCUCAAACAGGCUGUUACAUGUACUACUUCCAGUAUCAAUCUAAAAGUUACUGCAUAGACGCCACAAAAGAAAGUGGUCGUCUUGGGAGGCUGGUCAACCACAGUAAGAGUGGAAACUGUCAGACCAGGCUUCACGCCAUCGGAGAAACCCCGCAUCUAAUCUUGGUGGCUUCUAGAGACAUCAAAGCAGGAGAGGAGCUUCUCUAUGACUACGGAGAUCGGAGUAAAGAGUCCAUCACUGCGCACCCUUGGCUCAAAUUCUGAAGUCUUCAUGCUAUGUUUUUUUUUUUUUUUCUGAUUCUUGUGGAUAGCUGCAAAAUGGACAGUCUUCAUCCUGGAACCCCCUUUUUUUUGGUUUCCAAACAUCCAUAAUUAUCUUUUAUCAUGUUUUUAAAAAUAUUUUUCUAAAUGUAGCAGACGGGAAGCUUGGGCUGUUCCUUUUGCAAGUAUUGCUUCAGUUUGGUUUCCUUUGUGUAAUGAGAAUAGUAAGGCCUUUUGGUAUUUAAACAUGCAGUUGAGGCGUCGAUCAAGUUGGGACAUCAAAGUGUAAUAUUUUAUGCAAAUAUUUAAAAAUAUGUCACACAAGGUGGUCUGUCCUUUCACAUCCAUUACAUAAUGCAAAGAGAAAGUGAUGUUGCCAAUAAAAUGAGAAAAAGUGCAAAAGA
Messenger RNA from Oryzias latipes (Japanese medaka), 2024 nucleotides. RefSeq names its product lysine methyltransferase 5Ab (gene kmt5ab). Gene Ontology annotation, biological process: regulation of DNA damage response, signal transduction by p53 class mediator; regulation of transcription by RNA polymerase II. The record is from RefSeq and is a predicted model, not a curated record. Gene Ontology annotation, molecular function: transcription regulator activity; histone H4K20 methyltransferase activity; protein binding. Lineage: Eukaryota; Metazoa; Chordata; Actinopteri; Beloniformes; Adrianichthyidae. Gene Ontology annotation, cellular component: polytene chromosome; nucleus.